CAGUUUUCACUGAGCAUUCAAGGCAGGCGGUUCGAUUCGUUUUGUUUUGCAUCGUUUCGUUUCGGUACAAUUGUGCUUAUUUUAUUUCUGAUGGUUGCGCGGAACACGUAUCUUUUAUUUUGGUAGUGUAGAGUUACUCAGUGGCUCUUAGAGCUGGCCAUGUGACGGUAAAGCAUCUAUAGUUGAGGAACGAGUUCCUAUGGUUACAGUGCGUCGGGUAUAUUCAACAGUUUGUUAAUUCUCUGCCACUUGUUACUCAUUGUUAAUUUUCAAAAAUAAUAAUAACAAUAAUCAAAUUCGAUCACUUCGAAAGUAAAUCAUAAAGCCAAAAUGGGCUUCUCAUCGGCGUUGCAGAGCCGUGCAGCUCAUGAAGCGUUGAUCGUCAGGCAAGAUGCAGAACUGCGUCUUAUGGAGACCAUGAAGCGAUCCAUUCAAUUGAAAGCCAAGUGCGACAAGGAAUACGCUAUCAGUUUGGCUGCGGUUGCUCAACAGGGACUUAAAAUUGAUCGAGCUGAUGACAUGCAAGGCAGUCUCAUCACAAAGUCUUGGCGAUCUUACAUGGAUGAGCUUGACCAGCAAGCGAAGCAGUUUAAAUUGAAUGCCGAACAACUUGAAGUUAUUUGCGACAAGUUGGCUCACCUCUCACAAGACAAACGCAAAGCGCGCAAGUCUUAUCAGGAGGAGCACAGCAAAAUUGCAGCACGUCUGAAUCAUCUGACGGACGAAGUAGUGCGAAAGAAGUCAGAAUACCAAAAGCAUCUGGAAGGUUAUAAGACGUUGCGCACACGUUUCGAGGAACACUACAUAAAAGCACCUGGUCGAAGUGGUCGCAAGCUGGACGAUGUGCGGGAUAAGUACCAAAAGGCCUGCCGUAAAUUGCAUCUGACACACAAUGAAUAUGUGCUUUCCAUUACGGAGGCCAUUGAAGUCGAGAAAGAUUUCCGCACAGUGCUGCUACCAGGCCUACUUGAGCAUCAACAAUCUGUCCAGGAAAGCUUCAUACUCCUGUGGAGAAAUAUAUUAUUGGAAGCGGCACAGCAUGGCGAUCUGACUGCUGAUAAAUAUAAAGAGAUCCAGAAACGCAUUGACACCGUGAUAGGCGGUAUCAAUCCGACCGAGGAGUAUGCAGAGUUCACUGAAAAACACAAAACAUCACCAACAACGCCGUUGCAAUUUCAAUUCGACGAGUCAUUAAUCGAAGAUAUACCUGGCAAACUGACCGCUAGCACUCUGACAGUUGACAAUCUGACAGUUGAUUGGCUACGAACUCGACUAACGGAACUGGAAUUGGCGGUGAAGGAAUGCCAGGAGCGGCAAUUGAAGGUGAUUGAGCAUGUGAAUGGUGGCUCCCCGGUGGCCAAUGGAAGCGUCAUUUCCAAUGGUAGCAUGGCAUCUAAUGGCAUUCAGUCCAACAAGGAUAGUCAGAAUCGACAAUCAAAAGACCUCAAUGCACUGCGUUGUCAGGAAAAGCAGAAACAAAAACUAGUGGACAUGAUCAAGUUUUCAUUGAACGAAGUCGGCUGUGAGGAGCUACCGUCUGGUUGCGAUGAUCACCUUUCGUUAGAACACAACUUUAUCGAUCAUGGCUUCAAUAACGAACAACAGCGCUCCAAUUCCACUAGCUCCCCAGGCAUGGGAAUUAUGAAUGAACUGAUGCGUAGAGGUGGAGUUCUCACUCUGCUGCGAGGACGUGGUCGUCACUUCAAGCGUAAGUCGACACCUCAGCCAACGACACCCAUGUCAAGAUCACGACAUGGCAGAUACUCGAAGCUGCAACCGCGAUCACAAAGCCUAGGAUCGCUUUCGGUAAUUAAGGAUGUGCGACGUUACGAAACCAUUACUAACCCCCUGCGUUUGGCUGCCAGCGUACACUAUCUCGGCGAGGAGAUUGUGUUUAGCUCGAUGCCGUUACCUCCGUUACGUCGCACGCAAUGUUCUAUGUUGUGUUUGGGGGAGGACGAAAAGCUUCCGGAAUCGUUGCCAGCCCCGCUCAGCGCUUCAGUUUCUGUCAUUACUAAUACUAACAAUGAUCACCUUUAUUCGGAAUUGGAGACUAGAAAACCCAGCAAUGGCGAUUCGGACAGCAUUAUUAGCGCAGAAGAGUUAGCAUAUAAAAGUGUGCAAGUAAAAAUCGAAAUCAAUAACUUGGAUGCUAUUGACGACAGUUCAGUGCCUCAAAGUUCCAUUGACGCACAUCUGGACAAGAUUGAUGAGCUGAAUAGGGUGCUGGAUGAUCGCUACAAACGCAAUAUACACCCGCUAUCUCACAACGAUGUGAAUAACAUAGAAAGUGCCGAUGAAACUCAAUUACCAACUCGCUCGACACACGACGUUGCUGAUUGCCAAACUAAACGUAGCUCCAGCUCUAGCUCGGAAUGGCCUUUACAUCUUAGCCCUAAGGAAAGCGGCCAGACCAAAAAACGCUCAUUAUCUUUUACUCAAAAAUCAAUCAAUAACAUACUUAGUAACAUAAAGGAAUUUUCCAAAAGUCCACUGACACGCAUGACUAAGAAUCCGAUUCUUAGUGAGGAACCAAAUGUGCCAAAGAUACACCCUGAUAAGGCAGCCAAUUCGCAGUUUGCGAACAGCAUCGAGAGUCCAACUCAACACACUGCUCACAACAAUAAUAAUAUUAAUAUCAUUCCCAAUCCCUGUCAGUCGACAAUCAUCACCAGCACCACCGCGACAACCUUAACAACAUCAACAACAACAUCCAGUAAGACGCCGUCCAAGGAAAUAUCAAGUCUGAAAUUUAAAGUGCCAAAAAUACAAAAGCAAUCGAAAGCCAUUCGGAAUACAUUUCGUAGCAAGUUACUCAACUUUCAGUUGAAACGUUCCAAGCCCUGUAAACAGUGCACGAAGCGACGUCGCAUUCAUCCCAGCAGGAGUGUAUUUGACUUCUCUAAGCAAUUUGAAGCAGAUCCUACGGCACAGAGCGAUCAAGACCAAUUUUGUAGCUGUCCGCCACCGUCGGCAAAAGCGGGUGCAAUGGGAAUAUUGGGCCAGAACAUUGAGGCAUUUGCGAUGCACAGCUCUGAGAAUCUAAAUGAUAAUGACGAGGACAACGACGGUAGCAGCAGCGAUGAUAUGCUCAGCAUUAAAGACCAUUGUUAUUGCGUGCCCAGUUUGGCAGCAAGUAUUUCACUUUCUACAAAUCGUCCGCUUUACGAAGAGGAAUGGUUUCACGGCGUCCUGCCGCGCGAGGAAGUGGUACGUCUCUUAAAUAUCGACGGUGAUUUUCUAGUACGUGAGACUAUACGAAACGAGGAGAGCCAAAUCGUUUUGAGUGUUUGCUGGAAUGGUCACAAGCAUUUCAUAGUGCAGACCACGGGCGAUGGACACUUUCGCUUUGAAGGGCCACCCUUUCCCAGCAUACAGGAACUGAUCAUGCAUCAGUUUCACUCCGAGCUGCCAGUCACAGUCAAAUCCGGUGCUAUUCUCCGCCGUCCAGUUUGUCGCGAGUGCUGGGAGCUUAGCAACGAUGAUGUGGCACUUCUUGAAAAGAUCGGCAGGGGUAACUUCGGCGACGUAUACAAAGCCAAGCUAAAGUCUACCAAACAGGAUGUCGCUGUAAAAACCUGCCGAAUGACACUACCAGAUGAACAGAAGCGAAAAUUCUUACAAGAGGGUCGCAUCCUAAAACAGUAUGAUCAUCCAAACAUUGUCAAGCUUAUUGGAAUUUGCGUCCAAAAGCAACCGAUUAUGAUUGUCAUGGAAUUAGUGCCGGGUGGGUCCUUGCUUAAUUAUCUACGCAAAAACUCUAAUGGACUCUCCACACGUCAACAGAUGGGCAUGUGUCGUGAUGCUGCGGCAGGCAUGCGAUAUCUUGAGUCAAAGAACUGUAUACAUCGAGAUCUGGCUGCUCGAAAUUGUCUUGUUGACUUUGAGCAUACCGUUAAAAUUUCAGAUUUUGGCAUGUCUCGCGAGGAGGAAGAAUACAUUGUCUCCGAUGGCAUGAAACAAAUACCUGUUAAGUGGACUGCCCCCGAAGCUCUUAAUUUUGGCAAAUAUACUUCGCUUUGUGAUGUCUGGUCAUACGGUAUUCUGAUGUGGGAAAUAUUCUCUAAAGGCGAUACACCCUAUUCAGGAAUGAGCAAUUCACGUGCCAGAGAACGUAUCGAUACAGGUUAUCGUAUGCCAACACCAGAAAAUACACCACCAGAGAUGUAUCGGCUGAUGCUUAAAUGCUGGGCCGCUGAUGUUGAAUCUCGUCCCCAUUUUGACGAGAUCUACAAUGUUGUUGAUGCGCUAAUCUUGCGUUUGGAAAACAGUCAUUAAGAAAGCACAUUAGAUAAAUAGGGGAGAUUGCAAUGUGUUUAAAAAUCUACUAUAUUUUCUAAAACAUACUCAAUGCAGUUUUUAUAGAGUGCUUUUAAAGUACGAGUAUGUCACUCCAUUUAGAAUUUAAAAACGAGACGCCUGUAUUUAUAAAAUACAAUAAUUUAUAAUAUACUAUAAAAAUACUUCGCAUCUACGCAUAUGUUUUUAAAAUGUGAAAGAAGUAGAAUGAUAUUUAUAUAAAAAUUAAUAUGAAUAUUGAAAUAUAUAUUUUAUAGUCGUUUAACUGAAGCCCCAAUUGUGUGUGUUUAAAUGUAUUUGUGCGAUUUGUAUGUGUGUGUGUGUAUCUUGUGACGAAUGUGCCAAAAAUGAGGGAAAAUAAGUCCGGAAAACUUUACGAAACUAAUAGUGUGCUUGUAAUGAACUAUUUAUCUUAAGUUCAUAAAUAUAUUUAUAAAAUUAAUUCGUUAUAUUUAGUAUCAAAAAAAUUGUAUAUUAUUCAGACUAUUGACUAAUACGUAUUGAAUUGUAUAUUUAUUCAGCGCUAUUUACAUUUAUACAACAUUUUAUUUUUA
This is a messenger RNA of Drosophila nasuta, 4853 nucleotides long. RefSeq names its product tyrosine-protein kinase Fer (gene FER). Gene Ontology annotation, biological process: protein phosphorylation. Gene Ontology annotation, molecular function: protein tyrosine kinase activity; ATP binding. The record is from RefSeq and is a predicted model, not a curated record. NCBI's taxonomy places the organism in Eukaryota, Metazoa, Arthropoda, Insecta, Diptera, Drosophilidae.